Messenger RNA from Lachancea sp. 'fantastica', 957 nucleotides. The record is from the annotation of a GenBank genome assembly. NCBI's taxonomy places the organism in Eukaryota, Fungi, Ascomycota, Saccharomycetes, Saccharomycetales, Saccharomycetaceae.
AUGAGUGCCAGCUUAAGAGAUCAGAUCGCUGAGAAAUACGCCAAAGGUGUUGAAUCUGGAGAUGUGCAUUUCACGCAAUCUGCAAGCAAAAAAGUGAAGGAUACAGAGUCUGGAUUUCAAUAUGUGGUCACUCACGCCCCCAGCCUUCUCAAGAAACCAGAACGUGCUGACGCAGAGGCCUCGAAACGCGAUCCCUUCGCUGAGCCCGAACCUAAGUUGACCGUGAGCGAAGACUUGUACGGGUUGGGCAAGUACAAGCUACUCUUGAACAAAUUCCCAGUGGUUGCCGAGCAUCUGUUGCUUGUGACCCGCGAUUUCAAGCCACAGACAGCGCCUUUGGACCCACAAGACCUUUUGACCACGUACCGUCUUUUGCAAGACUUGGACGACGAGGACGAGCAACUAAGACACCUCGCCUUCUACAACUGCGGCAAGACCUCGGGGUCUUCUCAGGACCACAAGCAUCUCCAGUUGCUCAAAUGGCCUCAAAAAUUCGUGGCUUUCCAGGAUCGUCUUUGCAGUGGCAAAGACCAUUUCGUUCCAAACGUGCGCUCCGAGCCCUUGCAGGACAAAAAGCUCUCGUUUGCCCACUUUGUUGUGCCGUUGCCGGAAGAUCCCGAAGACGUUACAGAGGACCUACUUGCCAUGACUUUCGUGUCACUACUGCAAAGAACGCUGACAUUUUUCCAAGACUGGUCCAACGAACGUCCAAACAUGGAGACCGGGUACAACGUGCUCAUGACCCGCCAGUGGCUAUGUCUCGUGCCCCGUUCUCACUCAAAGAGUUCAGAGCUAGACAUCGGUUUCAACGCUACUGGCUACGCAGGACUCGUGCUCGUUAAGCACGAAGAAGUCUGGAAUAAGAUUUUGCAAGAGCCUCAAGUGGUCAACCGUCUAAUGCUGGAAUGUGGGUUCCCAAACACUUCUGGCACUUCUGCGAACGAGUACCACUAUUAA